Messenger RNA from Exophiala aquamarina CBS 119918, 1023 nucleotides. RefSeq lists its product as uncharacterized. Gene Ontology annotation, molecular function: FMN binding; riboflavin reductase (NADPH) activity. The record is from RefSeq and is a predicted model, not a curated record. The transcript has a single exon. Lineage: Eukaryota; Fungi; Ascomycota; Eurotiomycetes; Chaetothyriales; Herpotrichiellaceae. Bases 1 to 1023 code for a protein of 340 amino acids.
AUGGCUACUGUCUGGGCAAGUACCAAGCUCGCUGGAAUCAGGAGCGGCGUCUGCAAUGCGACCCAAUUCCGAGGUUUUAGUAUAAGAAAUGCUCAGGUUGAGCGAGCAUACGGAGCUCGAAAGUUGCAGAUCCUCUGUCGUCGCAACAGUAGCCCUAAUCGCAAUUCGCGAUGCCAUGGGGGGCGUCGGAAUGGGAUCCAAUACGAUGGCAUAACUAGCCCUGGUUUUCCAGCAUCCACAGCUUUGAGAAGUCAGCACACCGCUGCCUUGCCAGCUACGGACUUGGAUGGCAGCAACAACGACCCCGAAGUCUUGUCUCAUGCGGUCAAGCAACUUAUGCGUCAUGUCCCGCAUCCCGUCGCCGUGAUUACAGCGACUGACAUUUCAAUGAGCUCAGAGGGAGGUCCACAGGGGUGGCGUGGUGCUACUGUGUCAUCAUUCAACACAGUGACUUUAUUCCCAACCCCAGUGGUGUCCUUCAACAUCCGCAAGAUUUCAUCUACAUUUGCCGCCAUGCGAAGUUCGGGGCUUUUCAAUGUGCAUCUGUUGAGUGAAGCCACUGAAGCAACGGACAUCGCGUCGAAAUUUGCCACUGGGAAUGCAUCCUCGCCGUUUCACGAUGAAGAGGGUGAAAUCGAGAGCUUUGCACAUCUCACCGACCCCGUCAGGACAGCAUUAUCAAGUAAACUACCACCGAUUUUGCAGUCGCGUGAUGGAAUGGGUCGGUCGAUGGUCCCUUUCAGAUUGCACUGCCGAUUUAUGGGAGACAAGGUUGUCGAGAUUGGCGACCAUGUGGUGUUAUUCGGAGAAGUCGUACAAAUCUUUCACGACGAUAACACCUUCCAUGACCAGCCUGCCAUCCUGCCAAAGCCAUGUCUUGUCUACGUCAAUGGCAGGUACACUCGAGUGGACAGCCAUUUUCAUGUGACCCCCUUCGUCCAGCGUCGCAAGAUUACGACGAUAUCAACAUGUAUGAGUGCUAGUGGAAGGGUUAUCACUUCAAAAGCUAUCACAUCGGGUUGA